Messenger RNA from Effrenium voratum, 1656 nucleotides. Lineage: Eukaryota; Dinophyceae; Suessiales; Symbiodiniaceae. The record is from the annotation of a GenBank genome assembly.
AUGGUCCAUGUUGAUCCCUUAAUAGGGAUAGACAACUUGGCGCUCACGGAGCUCCGGUCCUCACAUCAGAAGCUGCAGAGCGACGCCAAGACCAAGGAGUCCAACCACAACACGUUACUGGAGCGCAUCCAGUACAUGGAGAAAGUGAUGGGGGACUCGGCCGUGAAGCAUUCCCAGGAGCUGGCCGAGGCCCAUUCCAAGAUUGACGAGAUGCACUCGCGAGUCGCCAAAUGCGAGGUGCACGGCGAGAGCUUGGAGUCGCUGAAGAAGUCCACCGCCUCCUUGGCCAGCGGCAAGACGCGCUUGGAAGAGCAUCAUGCCUCCCUGGGGGAGCGCGUGGAUUACCUCGAGAAGGCGCUGGGCGACUCGGCAGACCGGCAUGCCCUGGAGAUGGCCUCAGCGCACAGCAAGCUUGCCGCACUGCACUCUCGGCUGGGUGACGAGAAGGAGGCGCGGGAGAGGCAUGCGAGCAACACCACGGAGAACAUUGUGAAAGAGCGCAGCACCCGCGAGACGCACCACUCCUCUUUGGAGGAGCGGCUCACCUACUUGGAGACCUAUCUGGGGGAAUCUGCCGACAAGCAGGGGAAGAGCUCUGUGGCCAGCCGAUUCGAACAGAAGCUGAAGUCCGAGAUCUUCGACUUGCGGGAGCUUAUCAACAACGAACGCCAGAUGCGCUCCCGACAGGGUGAGGCGAUCACCGAGCACCUGGAGGCCGAGAAGCGGGCCCGCGAGGCCCUGGAGGAGGCGGUGGCCCACCACAUGGCCAACCACAAGCAGAGCAUGGAGAACCACGAGAAGCGGGUGAAGGAGCAGUUCGGCCACGAGCGCACGGCGCGGGAGCGGCACUUCGACCAUGUGGAGGCUUUGGUGCGCCAAGAGAAGGAGGCGCGGAGUCAGCACCACGAGACACACUCCGAGAACUUGCAGAAGGAAUCAACAGCUCGGGAAGCGACUCACAAGAAGUUCCACGACGUGCUGCAGAAAGAGAAGUCGCUGAGGGAACAGCACCACGGCCACGUGCAGGAUUUGAUUGGCAAAGAGAGGGCAGCGCGGCAACAGAUGGAGGAGCUCCUGAACCGUGAGACGCAGGAACGGACCAAGCACCACGAGACCCAGUCAGAGUUGGUGGACUCCCUGCAGCGAACGGUGGGCAUCUUUGACGCCUUGAUCCGCAAGGAGAUGGAGGAGCGCAAGCUGGAGAUGAAGCGUGUUUGGGCGGCGAUUGACAGCCAUACCCACGACCUUGAUUCGAAGAUCAAGGCCGGCUCUGACACAGAGGAGGUGGCUGAGGAAGAGUCGCGAUUCCGGCCUCGCAUCAUCCGUUCCACGCCCUCGCUGCCGGGGGUGGUCAGCCCUGUAAGGACAGAUGGCUCCCCCAAGGUAGUGCCCUACCGGCCCCAGUCGCAGGUGAUCCCUAUGUCUCCAGUGCCUGUGUCUCCAGCGCGAAUCUUGUCCUAUCCGACGACUACGGUGGUGCAGGCGGCACCUGCGCCGAUGACCUUCACCAACUGGUCCGAGUCCAUGCGUCAGAGCCGAGGCAGUCCAAGCAUGAGCCGCAGCAUGUCGCCCACACGCGACCACAACGAAGUGGUUUGCGGCAAGGCGCGCUACAACGGAGACAGAGCUCACAAUGCGGAGAUCUUCAUGCCGUGA